Staurois parvus is the source of this 516-nucleotide messenger RNA. The record is from the annotation of a GenBank genome assembly. NCBI's taxonomy places the organism in Eukaryota, Metazoa, Chordata, Amphibia, Anura, Ranidae.
GGGCACCGGGUCAUCUGGCUCGACAGCGGACAUUGGGUCACCAGGUAUGACAGCGGGCACUGGGUCAUCAGGCAUUGGAUCGUCUGGCUCGACAGCAGGAAUCGGGUCACCAGGCAUCAGGUCAUCUGGCUCGACAGCAGGCACCUAGUCAUCUGGCAAGACAGUGGGCAUCGGGUCACCAGGCAUGACAGCGGGCACUGGGUCAUCAGGCAUUUGAUCGUCUGGCUCGACAGCGGGCAUCGGGUCACCAGGCAUGACAGCGGGCAGUGGGUCAUCAGGCAUUGGAUCGUCUGGCUCGACAGCGGGCAUCGGGUCACCAGGCAUGACAGCGGGCACUGGGUCAUCAGGCAUUGGAUCGUCUGGCUCGACAGCGGGCAUCGGGUCACCAGGCAUGACAGCGGGCACCAAGCCACCUGGCAUGAUAGGAUCAUUAGGCUGGAUCAGCUGGGCAGAGACAUUAGGCUAAAUUGCGGGUGCCAAGGCACCAGGCUGAACCACGGAAGGCGGGUUCUCAGA